Molecule: messenger RNA, 6864 nt
Organism: Scheffersomyces coipomensis
Lineage: Eukaryota; Fungi; Ascomycota; Pichiomycetes; Serinales; Debaryomycetaceae
Product: cell-wall agglutinin N-terminal ligand-sugar binding-domain-containing protein
Exons: 1
Coding region: 1-6864 (2287 amino acids)
Biological process (GO): cell-cell adhesion
Cellular component (GO): fungal-type cell wall
Molecular function (GO): cell adhesion molecule binding
Source: RefSeq, a predicted model, not a curated record
AUGUUUAUACUAUUUAUAUUUGUCUUAGCUUUAGCUAAAUUAUCUUCAAGUGCUCAGGUGUCUGGUAUUUUUACUGAGUUCAAUUCACUUACAUAUGAAAAUGCUGCCGAUUAUACUGCAACAUAUCCUUUAAACCCAAGUUGGGACGCAACUAUGUCUUGGAUCAUUGAUGGUUCCUUAGUAAAUGCCGGUGAUACUUUCACCUUAACAAUGCCUUGUGUAUUCAAAUUUACUACUGAUGAUACCACUAUUAGUCUUCAAGUUAACUCUGAAGUCUUUGCUACCUGUACCUUUAAUGAAGGUGACAUUAUUCUUUCUUAUUCAGAAUUGCAAUGUACUGUAGCUAGCAAUGUUGUUUCCAGUACUUAUGCUACUGGAACAAUUUCUUUUCCAUUUACUUUUAAUGUCGGUGGUUCAGCUUAUGCAUCCGAUUUACAAGAUUCACAAUGUUUCACCAGUGGUGUUAAUACUGUCUCAUUUUUGGAUGGUGAAAACUACCUUGAUACAACCGCUACUUUUGAUGCUGGUCCUCCAAUUCCACAAUAUUCUGCAAGUGACAUUGUUUUCUUAAAUAGACUUGUUCCUUCAAUUAGCAGACAAUUACAUUUUGUUGAAGCUGGUGAAUGUUCCACUGGUUAUACUUCAGGUACGUUAGGUAUUGAAGUUUCUAACGCUGCAAUUGAUUGUACUUCCUUUCAUAAUUACAUGAGUAAUUCAUUUAAUGCUUGGUACUUGCCAGAAACUGCUGAUGCUAUGCCAUCAUUUACUACUUCUUGUAGUACUAGUAGUUUAACUGUUACUUAUAAAAAUAUUCCUGCAGGCUACAGACCUUAUAUUGAUGCUUUACUUAAUCCAACUGGUGGUGAUGUUGAUGCAACCUAUACAAAUACCUACACUUGUGUCGGAUCCAGAUCUUCUACUAAUAAUGGUCUCACGAUCUCUUGGGGUAAUUAUGAAGAUUCUGGUGUAAGUGGUAACGGUAAUGUGGUUAUUAUCACCACUUCAACUUACGCUGGUGCCACUACUCAAGUUACCACUUUACCUUUUAAUACUGCUGCUGGUAAUACUAUAACCAUUGAAGUUCAAGUUCCAAUUCCAACUAUAACUACAACUAUCACUACUGGAUCCGAAUUAGCUACUUCUACUAUUUCUGCUGCUGAAGGAAAUACUGCUACAGUCAUUGUAGAAAUUCCUUUUAAUCCGACCAUUACGACUACCGAAUUUGGAAGUGUCACCGCGGUAUCAACAACCACAAUAACAAAUGGUCCUUUUCUGACUGAUAGUGUUGUUGUUUUUAUGCCACCAAACCCAACUACUACCGAAACCACACAAUGGACUGGUACAUUUGAUGAAACAGUGACUAUUUACAACGGUCCAAAUCAAAUUGAUAUUGUUCUCAUUGAAACUCCAGUUAAUCCAACUACUACUAUCACUACUCCAUGGACCGGUACUUAUACUACCACCACUACUGUUACUGAUCCAGUUUACGGUGACAACACUGUUAUUGUUCAAACUCCAGUUAAUCCAACUACUACUAUCACCACAUCAUGGGAUGGAUCAUUCAUCACCACCACUACUGUUACUGAUUCCGUUUAUGGUGACAAUACUGUUAUUGUUCAAACUCCAGUUAACCCAACUACUACUAUCACCACAUCAUGGGAUGGAUCAUUCAUCACCACCACUACUGUUACUGAUUCCGUUUAUGGUGACAAUACUGUUAUUGUUCAAACUCCAGUUAACCCAACUACUACUAUCACCACAUCAUGGGAUGGAUCAUUCACCACCACCACUACUAUUACUGAUUCCGUUUAUGGUGACAACACUGUUAUUGUUCAAACUCCAGUUAACCCAACUACUACUAUCACUACUCCAUGGACCGGUACUUAUACUACCAGUACUACUGUCACUGACUCAGUUUACGGUGACAACACUGUUAUUGUUCAAACUCCAGUUAAUCCAACUACUACUAUCACUACUCCAUGGACCGGUACUUAUACUACCAGUACUACUGUCACUGACUCAGUUUACGGUGACAACACUGUUAUUGUUCAAACUCCAGUUAAUCCAACUACUACUAUCACCACAUCAUGGGAUGGAUCAUUCACCACCACCACUACUGUUACUGAUUCCGUUUAUGGUGACAACACUGUUAUUGUUCAAACUCCAGUUAAUCCAACUACUACUAUCACCACAUCAUGGGAUGGAUCAUUCAUCACCACCACUACUGUUACUGAUUCCGUUUAUGGUGACAAUACUGUUAUUGUUCAAACUCCAGUUAACCCAACUACUACUAUCACCACAUCAUGGGAUGGAUCAUUCACCACCACCACUACUGUUACUGACUCAGUUUAUGGUGACAACACUGUUAUUGUUCAAACUCCAGUUAAUCCAACUACUACUAUCACCACAUCAUGGGAUGGAUCAUUCACCACCACCACUACUGUUACUGAUUCCGUUUAUGGUGACAACACUGUUAUUGUUCAAACUCCAGUUAACCCAACUACUACUAUCACUACUCCAUGGACCGGUACUUAUACUACCAGUACUACUGUCACUGACUCAGUUUACGGUGACAACACUGUUAUUGUUCAAACUCCAGUUAACCCAACUACUACUAUCACUACUCCAUGGACCGGUACUUAUACUACCAGUACUACUGUCACUGACUCAGUUUACGGUGACAACACUGUUAUUGUUCAAACUCCAGUUAAUCCAACUACUACUAUCACCACAUCAUGGGAUGGAUCAUUCACCACCACCACUACUGUUACUGAUUCCGUUUAUGGUGACAACACUGUUAUUGUUCAAACUCCAGUUAAUCCAACUACUACUAUCACUACUCCAUGGACCGGUACUUAUACUACCAGUACUACUGUCACUGACUCAGUUUACGGUGACAACACUGUUAUUGUUCAAACUCCAGUUAACCCAACUACUACUAUCACUACUCCAUGGACCGGUACUUAUACUACCAGUACUACUGUCACUGAUCCAGUAUAUGGUGACAACACUGUUAUUGUUCAAACUCCAGUUAAUCCAACUACUACUAUCACCACAUCAUGGGAUGGAUCAUUCACCACCACCACUACUGUUACUGAUUCCGUUUAUGGUGACAACACUGUUAUUGUUCAAACUCCAGUUAAUCCAACUACUACUAUCACCACAUCAUGGGAUGGAUCAUUCACCACCACCACUACUGUUACUGAUUCCGUUUAUGGUGACAACACUGUUAUUGUUCAAACUCCAGUUAACCCAACUACUACUAUCACUACUCCAUGGACCGGUACUUAUACUACCAGUACUACUGUCACUGACUCAGUUUACGGUGACAACACUGUUAUUGUUCAAACUCCAGUUAACCCAACUACUACUAUCACUACUCCAUGGACCGGUACUUAUACUACCAGUACUACUGUCACUGACUCAGUUUACGGUGACAACACUGUUAUUGUUCAAACUCCAGUUAAUCCAACUACUACUAUCACCACAUCAUGGGAUGGAUCAUUCACCACCACCACUACUGUUACUGAUUCCGUUUAUGGUGACAACACUGUUAUUGUUCAAACUCCAGUUAAUCCAACUACUACUAUCACUACUCCAUGGACCGGUACUUAUACUACCAGUACUACUGUCACUGACUCAGUUUACGGUGACAACACUGUUAUUGUUCAAACUCCAGUUAAUCCAACUACUACUAUCACCACAUCAUGGGAUGGAUCAUUCACCACCACCACUACUGUUACUGACUCAGUUUAUGGUGACAAUACUGUUAUUGUUCAAACUCCAGUUAACCCAACUACUACUAUCACUACUCCAUGGACCGGUACUUAUACUACCAGUACUACUGUCACUGACUCAGUUUACGGUGACAACACUGUUAUUGUUCAAACUCCAGUUAACCCAACUACUACUAUCACUACUCCAUGGACCGGUACUUAUAUUACCAGUACUACUGUCACUGACUCAGUUUACGGUGACAACACUGUUAUUGUUCAAACUCCAGUUAAUCCAACUACUACUAUCACCACAUCAUGGGAUGGAUCAUUCACCACCACCACUACUGUUACUGACUCAGUUUAUGGUGACAAUACUGUUAUUGUUCAAACUCCAGUUAACCCAACUACUACUAUCACUACUCCAUGGACCGGUACUUAUACUACCAGUACUACUGUCACUGAUUCCGUUUAUGGUGACAAUACUGUUAUUGUUCAAACUCCAGUUAAUCCAACUACUACUAUCACCACAUCAUGGGAUGGAUCAUUCACCACCACCACUACUGUUACUGAUUCCGUUUAUGGUGACAACACUGUUAUUGUUCAAACUCCAGUUAAUCCAACUACUACUAUCACCACAUCAUGGGAUGGAUCAUUCAUCACCACCACUACUGUUACUGAUUCCGUUUAUGGUGACAAUACUGUUAUUGUUCAAACUCCAGUUAAUCCAACUACUACUAUCACUACUCCAUGGACCGGUACUUAUAUUACCAGUACUACUGUCACUGACUCAGUUUACGGUGACAACACUGUUAUUGUUCAAACUCCAGUUAACCCAACUACUACUAUCACUACUCCAUGGACCGGUACUUAUACUACCAGUACUACUGUCACUGAUCCAGUAUAUGGUGACAACACUGUUAUUGUUCAAACUCCAGUUAAUCCAACUACUACUAUCACCACAUCAUGGGAUGGAUCAUUCAUCACCACCACUACUGUUACUGAUUCCGUUUAUGGUGACAAUACUGUUAUUGUUCAAACUCCAGUUAAUCCAACUACUACUAUCACUACUCCAUGGACCGGUACUUAUACUACCAGUACUACUGUCACUGACUCAGUUUACGGUGACAACACUGUUAUUGUUCAAACUCCAGUUAACCCAACUACUACUAUCACUACUCCAUGGACCGGUACUUAUACUACCAGUACUACUGUCACUGAUCCAGUAUAUGGUGACAACACUGUUAUUGUUCAAACUCCAGUUAACCCAACUACUACUAUCACUACUCCAUGGACCGGUACUUAUACUACCAGUACUACUGUCACUGACUCAGUUUACGGUGACAACACUGUUAUUGUUCAAACUCCAGUUAAUCCAACCACAAUGAUUACUACAUCUUGGACUGGUUCUUUUACUACCACUGUAACCGAAAGUGAUUCAGUAUAUGGUAAUAAUACUGUAGUUGUCGAGAAUCCAGAAAGUUCUUCAUCUGUUUCAAGUUCUUCAUUUGAUCCAUACACUACUUACACUGUUUAUAUUCCAACUACUAUUGAUGGUGUUGAUCCAACCGAUGUCGGUGUGGUUAUUGUUACUACUAAUUCAGAAGGUAGUUUAUACACCACUACUUCCAUUAUUAGUUAUGCUGACGAACCAAGUAUUUCAUCUAAUAGUUCAUCCACUUCAGCUACUUCGAGUGUUGAAUCAGAUGUUACUUCAAGUCAAUCUUCUUUCGCUGUUUCAACUUCAACAGUCUCCAACACUAGAUCUUCUAGUGAUCAAACAUCAUCUGCUUCUUCAUCGAGUUAUUCAUUGGCUGCUUCUGAUUCAGUUUAUCCCGAAACUGCUUCCACCGCUUCUUCAAGUGAUUCUUCAGUCUUAUCAUCCAGCGAAGUAAUCAGUUCAAGUUCUUCAACUGAAUCUAGUUCAUCUGUUGUUACUUCUUCAUCUGAAUCCAGUUCAUCUGUUGCUUCUUCAACUGAGUCCAGUUCUACUGUUGCCUCUUCAUCUGAAUCUAGUUCAUCUGUUGUUACUUCUUCAUCUGAAUCCAGUUCAUCUGUUGCUUCUUCAACUGAGUCUAGUUCUACUGUUGCCUCUUCAUCUGAAUCUAGUUCUACUGUUGCUUCUUCAUCUGAAUCCAGUUCAUCUGUUGUUACUUCUUCGUCUGAAUCCAGUUCAUCUGUUGCUUCUUCAAUCGAAUCUAGUUCCGCUAUUACUUCAUCAAUUGAAUCUAGUUCUAGUGUUACUUCAUCUGAAUCAAGUUUAAUUUCUGCUUAUGUCGCUUCUAGUUCAAGUCUGUCACACAGUGCUAUUGUGUAUUCAUACUAUUCUAACUCAUCCAGAUCAUAUGAAUCUUCAACCUUAACCAGUUCUGAUCCAGUUUCCACCUUACUUGCCACUGUCCCAAGUAGUUCAUCAUCUUUAUCAUUUUCAACUUCCCUCGGUGAUACUUACAGUAUCUUUGAAUCUUCUACCAGUUCAGUCAUUGAAUCUUCCAGUUCUACUGAAUCAACUUCAGUCGUUGUUGCUAGCACCUCAGGUUCUUCAUCUUCUGAAGCUUCAUCUAGUUCAAGCUCAGUUGAAGAUUCAAGUUCUAGUUCAGUUGCUGAUUCAACUUCUACUUCAUCAUCUUCAUUGAUUGAUGUUACAACUUCAUUAGUUGAUCCAACUACCAGUUCCAAUGAAUAUUCAUCUGCAACAACUUUAUCUACUGUUACUUACAGUUCUACUUCUGCUGCUGGUGUUUCUAACAAUGAUUCAACUACUUCAAGUGAAUCCUCAGAUCCAUCAGUUUCUUUAGAUCCAUCUGUUUCUGAAUCAACUAUUUCAGCUACCACUUCAUCCAUUGCCACUGAAACUUCUUCAACCAACAAUGGUUCAAAGAGUUCCAACAGUGACAAUGAAGAUCCAUCUAAUGUUUCUUCAUCAACAUUCUCCUCAACCACCUUAUCUACUGUUGCUCAAGGUUCAUCUUCAUCAUUAGCUGCUUCUAUUGUCGAUUCUGAUCCAACAUCAUCAUUUACAUCUGCAUCUACUUCUUCUGAAGCUAGUGCUUCAAACUCUCCAAUCUUCACUUAUGAAGGUUCUGCAUCUAUUAAAUCUACACCAACUUUUGUUGUCGUUUUAAUUACUUUCUUAAUUUUAAUGUUCUAA